AUCUCGUUGUCUUGGCUUCUCAGCGUGCUUGGGCCAUCGUGCUACUCGUUGACGCUUGCCGGGAGGAUUGUUUGGGUAGCAAAAAGUUGCUCUGACUUCUUGGGCAUCCUGCCAACAUGUCUGGGGAUGAAGAAAAACCCGAGCAGACGGUCGCCGAUGACUUGGUGGUGACCAAGUAUAAGAUGGGAGCCGAGAUCGCCAACCAGGCCCUGAAGAUGGUGGUUGAGGCAGCUCUGGCUGGCGUGUCGGUGCUCAGCCUGUGUGAAAAGGGAGAUGACUUCAUCAUGAAAGAAAGUGGGAAAAUCUUCAAGAAGGAGAAAGAGAUGAAGAAAGGUAUCGCCUUUCCGACAUGUGUGUCGGUUAAUAACUGCGUGUGCCAUCACUCUCCGCUUAAGAGUGACCCCGAUGUUGUACUUAAGGACGGGGAUCUCGUCAAAGUUGAUCUUGGCGUGCACGUGGAUGGCUUUAUCUCCAACGUGGCCCACAGCUUUGUUGUUGGUGUGACCAAGGAAAAGCCCCUCACAGGCCGCAAGGCUGACGUGAUGAUGGCAGCUCAUCUGUGCGCUGAGGCUGCACUGCGCCUUGUCAAGCCCGGAAACCAGAACACACAGGUCACAGAGGCAUGGAACAAGAUUGCAAAGUCAUUCAAGUGCUCGCCAAUCGAAGGCCUGCUGUCCCAUCAGUUGAAACAACACGUCAUAGAUGGAGAGAAAACGAUCAUACAGAACCCAACGGACCAGCAAAGGAAGGACCAUGAAAAGGCUGAGUUUGAGGUGCAUGAAGUGUAUGCAGUGGAUGUGCUCAUCAGCACUGGAGAGGGGAAGGCAAAAGAUGGUGGCCUGAGGACCACCGUUUACAAACGAGACCCCGACAAGGUGUACGGAUUAAAGAUGAAAACCUCUCGCACGUUCUUCAGUGAAAUGGAAAGGCGGUUCGAUAAAAUGGCUUUCACUCUGAGGGCGUUUGAGGAUGAGGGCAAGGCCAGGCUGGGUGUGGUAGAGUGCACCAAGCAUGAGCUGCUGCAACCAUUCAACGUUCUCCAGGAGAAGGAGGGUGAAUUUGUAGCUCAGUUCAAGUUCACUGUGCUGCUCAUGGCCAACGGACCGCUGCGGAUCACAAACAGCCUCUAUGAACCCGAAAUGUACAAGUCGGAGAACGAGGUGGAGGAUGCAGAGUUGAAGACUUUGCUUCAAAGCUCAACCAGUCGUAAGACGCAGAAGAAAAAGAAAAAGAAGGCCUCAAAGACUGUGGAGAAUGCGACAGGACAACCGACGGAGACGGAAGCUGCAGAAUAAAUCUGCCCAUUGAGGAAUUUGUGACGCAACCAAAGAACAGACGUCAUAUUCGCUUCUGCCCCAGCUGUCAGAGGCCCUUGUGGCAAGGUGACACCUCUGAAAUCCAACAGAUGUCAAUCUGGGAUGAGGCUGCUCUUAAAUUUCUUAAUUUGACCACACGCUGUCCUGACACAUCCUGAGUAAAUCUUACUGUCCUUGAGAGACAAUUUGUGUCUGCAACAGUGGGCGAAACUCAUCCAGAGCAAAUUGUCACAGGAAUAUUUAGCCAUUUGACCUCAGGCCUCAUCCCCCGUUUGCCACAUAAGAUGUCGUCAAAUAAAAUGAGUUUCAGAUGCCAAGUUGAUGAAGAAUGCUAACCUCAAUGACCUGAAGCGUGUCCAAGAAACGGAACUUCAAUUUGUGUGGUCAUAAUAUUGUUGGAAUCUUAAAUCCUGAUGCAGCUACUCUCACCUGAGUUAUCGUUCUGACACCAACAAUAAUAAGCCUAAUAUUGUGCUGCUAUUUAUACACUUCAAGGCAUCAAGAAUACUUGGUGGGCAAUAUCGAUCGCAAGCAUAACAGGAGGAUCAAGUGAACAGAUGAGGAAUAAAUCUAUUUUUUUCUUAACUGUGCAUGUUCCAACCUGUUACGGGUUCUGCAUUCAGUCUUGUGCCUCCAUCAGGUCUGACAGUCUGUGUUUACAUAAGAAGUCCAGAUGUGGAUGCUUUUGUAAAAACAAACCACUAUUUCAGAGACUAUUUUUGGAAUCAUUAAAAGCCAUCUGACAUCA
Molecule: messenger RNA, 2064 nt
Organism: Hippocampus comes (tiger tail seahorse)
Lineage: Eukaryota; Metazoa; Chordata; Actinopteri; Syngnathiformes; Syngnathidae
Product: proliferation-associated protein 2G4-like
Exons: 13
Coding region: 117-1295 (392 amino acids)
Source: RefSeq, a predicted model, not a curated record